AUGAAGAGUGUUGUCUUCUCUAUGGUCCUUGUCCUCUCCCUUCUCUACUGCUUUGCUCAUUUCAGUAAUGCAGCCAUCCCAUGUGGCACGGUCGACAUGAAGGCAGCUGCCUGUAUCUCGUUCGCCACUGGGAAGGAUGCGAAGCCGUCUGCUGCAUGCUGCAGCAGCCUGCAACAGCUUGCACGGAGCGUGAAAUCUGUCGAUGACAAGAAGGCCAUCUGCCGGUGCCUCAAGGCCGCCGUCAAGAACUUUGCGGGAGUUCAGGACAAGCUCUUGAGCCAGAUCCCCAACGCUUGCAAGAUCAAUGUUGGUUUCCCUGUUUCCAUGAACACCAACUGUGAAACGAUCCACUGA
Molecule: messenger RNA, 354 nt
Organism: Fraxinus pennsylvanica
Lineage: Eukaryota; Viridiplantae; Streptophyta; Magnoliopsida; Lamiales; Oleaceae
Source: the annotation of a GenBank genome assembly